AUGGGCGUGGUUCCUAAUUUAAACCAGUGCCUCAACUUAGAAGUGCUAGAAUUGGACCAUAACUCGUUGACGAAAGUGCCACUGUUUGCUGAGUUUACUCGAUUAACCGAUUUAACGCUCAGGUCUAAUGAUUUACGCAGUGUUAAGCUCGAGGCGCCCAAUUUACGCCGACUCAUUACCGAUAAUAACAUGCUUGAGCUGCUUGAAGUGGAUAGCCGCUUGGUGCUGGUGGAUGCCCACCGCAACCGGCUCCCCUCUGUCACCAAUGACGAUGUGUCAGGCAACUUCAACGACGAUAAAAUUACUCUGGUCCAAGUGUACCACUCAGUGUCAUUGUUUAAGAACCCGUUAGAGCACAUCACGUUCCACUCCGGCGAGAUCCGGUGUGACUGGAGCGAUAUCAAGAGUAUCUGGUGGGGCGACCACGAGAUGGUUCACAUCCAAGGCCCCCGCCGAAGAGGAGGCAAAGGCACGUGGGAGUCCCACAUCAAGCUCCACAUCACCCCGAAAUUGGUGCUGAUGCCACUGAAUAUCGCUGUGGGGAUCCAGUAUACCCCCGAUACGCUUAGAGACAUCACCAUUGUGGUGACGGAACCUUCUGAUCUCACGUCGAUAACGUGGCCGCUGGCGGUGGAAAAGAUCAGAAUAUACCGUGAAGUGCACAUCCAGUUCCCCUACCGUGAUUUCAAGACCCACCAGAUGGUGCAAUUACCCAAUGGUAAUAGCUCGUUUGAGAAACUCCGCCAUUUACGGUACUUGGAGCUUAGCGGAUUGAACCUAAAGAUGCUGACGAAUCUGCCGCUCCGCCUCCCCAAGCUGCUCUACUGUUUUAUCUUUGACUAUAACGUCAAUGACUCCAUCCAGUUUCGGUUCACGGGGCUGGGCAGCUCGUCGACUGCGCUCAGAGUGAUGAGCAUCAUGUCCAAUUUCAAGAGUGAUAAGCAGUACUCGAAGUUCUCCUACGCUCUGUUGGGCCACGGCGGCGACUCUAUCCACCGGCACUUGGCGAUUUUGAAAGCGCUGUGUCCCCGGCAUAAGAAUGUGAGCCGGGAGUUUCUCGAGAAGUUAGCUCACCACGAGAUCGAUAUCGUCAAGUAUCAGGAGAAGAAGACGCUUGAAUGGUCUGCUGAGGUGAUGGACGACGUUUACGAUAAGCUGCGGUGUCCGCCCAAUUUGCUUAGUUAUGUGUUUGAGCGUAAGCUUAAGAACGGCACCUACGCCUACCGCGAGUACCCCAACCCCAACAAGUUUUUCAUCGCUGGCCAAAACACCUACAAGUGGAGAUAA
This is a messenger RNA of Diutina rugosa, 1287 nucleotides long. RefSeq lists its product as uncharacterized. Gene Ontology annotation, molecular function: protein binding. Lineage: Eukaryota; Fungi; Ascomycota; Pichiomycetes; Serinales; Debaryomycetaceae. The transcript has a single exon. The record is from RefSeq and is a predicted model, not a curated record. The coding region runs from base 1 to 1287 and encodes 428 amino acids.